CGUUAUUUGACAUUUGUGAAUUAAACACCUUAAGGUUUACCAGCGCUUGUUAUUUGUGACAAUUUUCUGUGAAAAAAGUGUGCUUUGAUUAAAAUACAUAUAUAAAAAGAAAUAUUUUGAAUAAGAUCAGCAAACGUAAUUUGAAGAGCUGAAGCAAGAACUGUUAUUUUUAUUGAAACUCGAAUUUCUGUGUGAAAAAAGAGGUUAAGCUCUCUUCCCAAAAUGCAAAUCUUCGUGAAGACUUUGACUGGCAAGACCAUCACUCUGGAGGUUGAGCCAUCCGAUACUAUUGAGAAUGUAAAAGCCAAGAUUCAAGACAAAGAGGGAAUUCCUCCAGAUCAACAACGUUUAAUCUUCGCCGGCAAACAACUAGAGGAUGGACGUACUUUGUCCGAUUACAACAUCCAGAAAGAGUCGACACUUCACUUGGUUCUACGUCUGCGGGGUGGCAUGCAGAUUUUCGUCAAAACUUUGACGGGAAAAACCAUCACAUUGGAGGUUGAGCCUUCCGAUACCAUUGAAAACGUCAAAGCUAAAAUUCAAGAUAAGGAAGGAAUCCCACCAGAUCAACAACGUUUGAUUUUCGCUGGCAAACAGUUGGAGGAUGGACGCACAUUGUCUGAUUACAAUAUUCAGAAGGAAUCUACUUUGCAUUUAGUUUUACGUCUUCGUGGAGGUAUGCAAAUCUUUGUAAAAACUUUGACGGGCAAAACUAUCACUUUGGAAGUUGAACCAUCCGACACCAUUGAAAAUGUAAAGGCAAAAAUCCAAGACAAGGAGGGUAUUCCUCCAGAUCAACAACGUUUAAUUUUCGCCGGAAAGCAAUUGGAGGACGGACGUACUUUGUCCGACUAUAACAUUCAAAAAGAGUCUACCCUUCAUUUGGUAUUGCGUCUCCGUGGUGGUAUGCAAAUCUUCGUGAAGACAUUGACAGGCAAGACAAUCACCUUAGAAGUUGAACCAUCCGACACCAUUGAAAAUGUCAAAGCCAAGAUUCAAGAUAAGGAAGGUAUUCCUCCAGAUCAACAACGUCUAAUUUUCGCCGGAAAGCAAUUGGAGGAUGGGCGCACCUUAUCGGAUUACAAUAUCCAAAAGGAAUCCACACUCCACUUGGUCUUGCGCCUCCGUGGUGGUAUGCAAAUCUUCGUGAAGACUUUGACUGGCAAAACCAUCACUCUGGAGGUUGAGCCAUCCGAUACUAUUGAAAAUGUAAAAGCCAAGAUUCAAGACAAAGAGGGAAUUCCUCCAGAUCAACAACGUUUAAUCUUCGCUGGUAAACAGUUGGAGGACGGACGUACUUUGUCCGAUUACAACAUCCAGAAAGAGUCAACACUUCACUUGGUUCUACGUCUGCGGGGUGGCAUGCAGAUUUUCGUCAAAACUUUGACGGGAAAAACCAUCACAUUGGAGGUUGAGCCUUCCGAUACCAUUGAAAACGUCAAAGCUAAAAUUCAAGAUAAGGAAGGAAUCCCACCAGAUCAACAACGUUUGAUUUUCGCUGGCAAACAGUUGGAGGAUGGACGCACAUUGUCUGAUUACAAUAUUCAGAAGGAAUCUACUUUGCAUUUAGUUUUACGUCUUCGUGGAGGUAUGCAAAUCUUUGUAAAAACUUUGACGGGCAAAACUAUCACUUUGGAAGUUGAACCAUCCGACACCAUUGAAAAUGUAAAGGCAAAAAUCCAAGACAAGGAGGGUAUUCCUCCAGAUCAACAACGUUUAAUUUUCGCCGGAAAGCAAUUGGAGGACGGACGUACUUUGUCCGACUAUAACAUUCAAAAAGAGUCUACCCUUCAUUUGGUAUUGCGUCUCCGUGGUGGUAUGCAAAUCUUCGUGAAGACAUUGACAGGCAAGACAAUCACCUUAGAAGUUGAACCAUCCGACACCAUUGAAAAUGUCAAAGCCAAGAUUCAAGAUAAGGAAGGUAUUCCUCCAGAUCAACAACGUCUAAUUUUCGCCGGAAAGCAAUUGGAGGAUGGGCGCACCUUAUCGGAUUACAAUAUCCAAAAGGAAUCCACACUCCACUUGGUCUUGCGUCUCCGCGGUGGCAUGCAGAUUUUCGUCAAAACUUUGACGGGAAAAACCAUCACAUUGGAGGUUGAGCCUUCCGAUACCAUUGAAAACGUCAAAGCUAAAAUUCAAGAUAAGGAAGGAAUCCCACCAGAUCAACAACGUUUGAUUUUCGCUGGCAAACAGUUGGAGGAUGGACGCACAUUGUCUGAUUACAAUAUUCAGAAGGAAUCUACUUUGCAUUUAGUUUUACGUCUUCGUGGAGGUAUGCAAAUCUUUGUAAAAACUUUGACGGGCAAAACUAUCACUUUGGAAGUUGAACCAUCCGACACCAUUGAAAAUGUAAAGGCAAAAAUCCAAGACAAGGAGGGUAUUCCUCCAGAUCAACAACGUUUAAUUUUCGCCGGUAAACAGUUGGAGGACGGACGUACUUUGUCCGACUAUAACAUUCAGAAAGAGUCUACCCUUCACUUGGUCUUGCGUCUCCGUGGUGGUAUGCAAAUCUUCGUUAAAACAUUGACAGGCAAAACUAUCACCUUGGAGGUUGAGCCAUCCGAUACAAUUGAAAACGUCAAAGCCAAGAUUCAAGAUAAGGAAGGUAUUCCUCCAGAUCAACAACGUUUAAUUUUUGCUGGUAAACAGUUGGAGGACGGACGCACUUUGUCCGACUACAAUAUACAGAAGGAAUCAACUCUCCAUUUGGUGCUACGUCUUCGCGGAGGCGCAUUCUAAAUUCGAAUAGAAUAACUAAAUUCAAAAUUCAGAGUAUUCAUCGUAUCACGUUAUUUUAGCUCUAUUUUGUAUUUUAAUGCUUUUUAAACCAGUUCUGAUGAAAAAUUGAAAUAUACCGUUUUUUAUGUUUAAAAGAAAAUAAAUUAUCCUGAUGCAUUAUUUCAAUAA
This is a messenger RNA of Anastrepha obliqua, 2907 nucleotides long. RefSeq names its product polyubiquitin-C. The record is from RefSeq and is a predicted model, not a curated record. Gene Ontology annotation, biological process: modification-dependent protein catabolic process; protein ubiquitination. Lineage: Eukaryota; Metazoa; Arthropoda; Insecta; Diptera; Tephritidae. Gene Ontology annotation, cellular component: nucleus; cytoplasm. Bases 223 to 2739 code for a protein of 838 amino acids. The transcript is spliced from 2 exons. Gene Ontology annotation, molecular function: protein tag activity; ubiquitin protein ligase binding.